UUUUUAGUAUACCAUAGAAGUUGAUUACUUCUAGCUCAUCUUUAUGAUGUUACUGAACCGAAGAAAAUGGCUAAGACCAGUAGGAUAUUGUUUAGAGCCGGAGAAAACAUUUAAAAACCUCGCAAUAUUUGGAACGCUGACACCUCCCUCAUAAUGCCAGUUUUCCAAACACUGAAACGCGUUCGCUCAUUUCUCCAGUCUUCAUUCAACUUUCAUAUCAGAACUCAAGACCUCAGUUAUUUUUGCUUAAAUUACUAAAAGUGCCUAAUGAAUACUGUAAUAAAGGUUGAUGUGCGGCCCUGUCAUCGUCAAUAUGCGGCUGACAUCCGAAAAACCGUAGAGGGAACUGAAACUGACUGCGUCUUGAUAUGUGGUGGAAUGAGGAUUAGUAUUCAUCAAAUGGUUCUUUCGAUUGCCACGGGAUUGCUCCAAAAACACUUUGGCAUACAACCCACCCUUGACGAAAUAGUAAUGAACGAGAGGUACUUGCCUUUAAUGGACAAGUUCUUGAACUUAAUAUAUUACGGACAAACUAGCUUCGCUGGGGAUCUUUUGCCACUAUUCCGACGCAUGAAUCACUCCAUUCAGUUGAAAUUAACCAUCAGCUACCUAACGAUCAUUGAUCCCGAAUCAAAUCCGUGGGCCUCCAAUGAGUCACCUAUGGGCAAGCAAUACCCUUAUCCCCCAAUUCCAGGACAAGAAAAUGAGGCUGCAAAAUCUGUCUCUAAUGAUGUUGCGCAAGUCUUGGCCAAUCGUCCCGCUUUAGCUCCCCUCGAUAUUAAUCAAGGCUGUGCGGUGAGAUCUCGGGGCCUUGAAAGUGUGGCCACAAGUGUGGUCCCCACUAUGGUCUCCAGAGUGAUCUCCAGUAUGGCCUCGAGUGUGACCUCGAGUGCGAUCCCCAGUGUGACCUCAAGUUUGGCCUCGAGUGUGGCCUCGAGUGCGAUCCCCAGUGUGACCUCAAGUUUGGCCUCGAGUGUGACCUCAAGUUUGGCCUCGAGUGUGGUCCCAAGUGUGGAUCCAAAUGAGGUCCCAAGUGUGGAUCCAAAUGAGGUCCCAAGUGUGGAUCCAAAUGAGGUCCCAAGUGUGGAUCCAAAUGAGGUCCCAGGUGUGGAUCCAAAUGAGCUCCCAAGUGUGGAUCCAAAUGAGCUCCCAAGUGUGGAUCCAAAUGAGGUCCCAAAUGUGGUCCCAAAUGUGGUCCCAAAUGUGGUCCCAAAUAUGGUCCCAAAUGUGGCUCCCCGGGUUGUUCCAAGUGUGAAUGGAAAUUAUUUCAUUUCAUUGGAUAUUGGCAAUAUGUUUGAGCAAUAUGUAUAUGAUGCAAUUCUGUCGAACGAAUUGAUAGAAAUGCGCUUUUAUGCUCAAAUUCAAAUGACUUACGACAGCAAUUACUUGAAUGAGAUUCUGACGGUUCUCUUGGAAGGGCUUUGA
Molecule: messenger RNA, 1425 nt
Organism: Tigriopus californicus
Lineage: Eukaryota; Metazoa; Arthropoda; Copepoda; Harpacticoida; Harpacticidae
Exons: 3
Coding region: 268-1425 (385 amino acids)
Molecular function (GO): protein binding
Source: RefSeq, a predicted model, not a curated record